CACGUAACUAAUCGCAUGUGCCCUCCAAACGCGGCAGGGUCACGCUGGCGCGUCGCCGCCCUGCCGCGCGUCGCCACCUUGCUCCCGCCCGUUCCAGACUCUUCGCCACUCGCCACGACACCACCGAGCCGCCCCUAUAAGAUAAGCCACCGUCACAGACUCCCAUCAGCUCAAAGCGAAACAGAAGAAGCACUCACACAGAGAAAUCCAAACCACACUCGAUCGUCGCCAUUCUCUGCUGAUAUCACACCCAGGCUAGCAGCCAUGAUGGCUUCACGAGCCGCCACCGCGCUCCGCACGGCCGCCCUGCAGGGCUACUUCCGGAGGUCGGCCUCCACCGCGGCCGCGCACGCCGAGAGGCCCAAGGCCAAGCCCAUGGGCGACUACGUGCCGGUGUACGUGGCGCUGGGGAUGAUCGGCCUGGCGGGGGCGCUGGGGCUGCACACGGCGCGGCAGCAGCUGGCGCACGCGCCCAACGUCUGGGUCGACAAGCGCAAGCGCGAGGCGGUGCCCGAGGUGGCGGACCCGGACCUCGCCCUCGACGAGGCCGAGCGCUUCGUCGGCGGCUCCGUGUUCCGCAAGGUCGCCCACGUCCAGGACGACCGCUCCCUCACCGCCGGCGUCGCCGACCCCGUCGCCGACUACCCGGCGAGGAAGGCGGUGACGCUCAAGGACGUCGGCGUGGACCCGCCGGGGAUCCCCGAGCAGAGCAGGGAGGGCGUCCUCGACAGGAUCUUCAAGAAGAACACCGCUUAAUUUCGGAGAGGAGGGGCAGGCAGGACGCAUCAGCUUCAUUCCCUUUCUUGCGUUAACUAGCUAGCUUUGCGUUUCAAUAGUCAGAUCGGCUGCACUUUUUCUGGAAGCCGGUCGAUGUUUCGCGAACGUGACACGUGAUGGUGUUGUACAUAUGUAUCCAGUCAUCUCGAGAACUAUGGUUUGUUCAUGGACAAUAAAACUAUGCUUCUUCUUUA
Messenger RNA from Aegilops tauschii subsp. strangulata, 971 nucleotides. RefSeq lists its product as uncharacterized. The record is from RefSeq and is a predicted model, not a curated record. NCBI's taxonomy places the organism in Eukaryota, Viridiplantae, Streptophyta, Magnoliopsida, Poales, Poaceae.